AUUGUUAACCCGAAUAACAUCUUUAUUAUCAAUUAUCAUUAUUCUGGAAAGUGGGAAUGGUGAAACAGGAAAAGGAAAGCCAAAUCCAUGUUAAAGUCUUCAAACCAAUUCCUCCAGUAAACGAAAUAUAAACAUUUUUCCAUCAACUUUCGCUGAACCGGCCUAACAGGCAUCACAGUUGGACUUUUGAAGGAACUUAAGUACUGUAGUGAAAGCCAUCAAUAUCAGGAUGGAAUUAGCAGACAGAGCAGUUGGGUUUCUGUUAUCUUUUAUCAGCUUAUCCAUAUUCACGUAUUAUACCUUCUGGGUCACCAUUCUGCCAUUUGUAGACAGUGAUCACUUCAUCCACGAGUAUUUCCUACCACAAGAAUACGCCAUACUAGUACCUGUAUUUGCCGGUGUGGUGCUUAUCUGUUUCUUGUGUGUAUUUAUUGGAUUUGUGAUGCUCAAAUCCAAAAAGAAGAAGGCUUGAUACAAUUAGUUCUGCCUUUUAAAAAAAAUCUUUGAGAGUAACUUAGAGUUCUUAUUUUCUUGUUUGUUUUUUUACCUCUCUACACAUUUUCUGAUCUGAAGGAGUGUUUUAAUUUUGGAUUUGUUGAAACUUGCAGGUUUUGUGUAUCUGUAUCAUUUCUAAUACUAUUAGAAGCUCAUAUAUUAGUCUAUUACCUUAGGGCCUAAA
Molecule: messenger RNA, 679 nt
Organism: Quercus lobata
Lineage: Eukaryota; Viridiplantae; Streptophyta; Magnoliopsida; Fagales; Fagaceae
Gene: DPMS2
Product: dolichol phosphate-mannose biosynthesis regulatory protein-like protein
Exons: 4
Coding region: 230-472 (80 amino acids)
Biological process (GO): dolichol phosphate mannose biosynthetic process; GPI anchor biosynthetic process
Cellular component (GO): endoplasmic reticulum membrane; dolichol-phosphate-mannose synthase complex
Molecular function (GO): enzyme regulator activity
Source: RefSeq, a predicted model, not a curated record